UAGCAGAAGCCUAGGCUAGUAUAGAAUAGUCGGUUUGAGAAUCGCAUAUUUUAUCAUCUAUUCUAUUGAUACUACACACCGACGUCAUAGAAUAGAAAACAGAAGAAACGCCCGAACUAAUAUUUCAGAGAUUCGGGAACUAGUUGUAUACGUUUGUACACUUUAUUUUAGCUGGGUGGAUCUGUAAGCUUAAGUUAUGUGUUCGCGAUGUGAAAGUCGAAAAUCUGUGAGGCCGGUGUGAAAUGGAAAAAUUCGUCUGGAUGUAAACGUAUGUAAUGAAAGGUUUAGCCGCUGUAUUGGAAUAGGGGUUGGACUUGAAUAUUUAGCAAACUAGGUCGCGAUUCAUAGUUAUUGUGUCCGUUUUGGAUUAUUUUUUGUUUACUUGAUGGAUGUAAAGGCUUCGAGACGGGAUUAUUAGCAAUUCUUAGACCCCUUGUUAGCGAAAGGGGUUUAAAGUAAGUUAAGGGUGUGUCUAGGUUGCCUUAUUUUUAGAAAGCAGUGUGCCAGCUAUCUCAAAACUGAGCAUGGGGUGCACACAAAGCGCAGAGGACAAGCUGGCUAUGGAAAGAAGUAAACAAAUUGAAAAAGGAUUAAAAGAAGAUGGAAUACAAGCAGCUAAAGAUAUUAAACUUCUUCUGCUAGGGGCUGGCGAGUCCGGGAAAAGUACGAUCGUCAAACAGAUGAAAAUCAUUCACGAAGGUGGCUUCACAUCAGAGGAUAACAAACAGUUCAAGCCAGUCGUCUAUAGUAACACAAUUCAGUCCCUGGUUGCCAUUAUAAGGGCCAUGGGCACACUGAACAUUACAUUUGGUGCAAUUGAACGUGAGUCUGAUGCAAAGAUGGUCUUGGAUGUAAUUGCCCGGAUGGAGGAUACUGAACCCUUCUCCGAGGACCUGCUGGUGGCUAUGAAGAGGCUUUGGCAGGAUCCAGGCGUCCAGGAGUGCUUCGGCCGCUCCAACGAGUACCAGCUGAACGACUCAGCGAAAUAUUUCCUGGAUGACAUUGAACGCCUAGGAGCGAAAGAUUAUAUGCCGACGGAACAAGAUAUAUUACGAACUCGAGUGAAGACGACGGGCAUAGUAGAAGUUCAUUUCUCUUUUAAGAAUUUAAAUUUUAAAUUAUUCGAUGUGGGCGGACAGCGGUCAGAACGGAAGAAGUGGAUCCACUGUUUUGAGGACGUGACGGCCAUUAUCUUUUGUGUCGCAAUGAGUGAAUACGAUCAGGUCCUGCAUGAGGACGAGACCACAAACCGUAUGCAGGAGAGUCUGAAGCUGUUUGAUUCCAUUUGUAACAACAAGUGGUUCACCGACACCUCGAUCAUUCUCUUCUUGAACAAGAAGGACCUGUUUGAGGAAAAGAUCAAGAAAUCAUCCCUCACCAUCUGUUUCGCGGAAUAUACAGGCAAAAACACGUACGAGGAAGCAGCCGCCUACAUCCAGGCGCAGUUUGAAGCGAAGAACAAAAGUUCAACGAAAGAAAUUUAUUGCCAUCAAACAUGCGCGACGGAUACCAACAAUAUUCAGUUUGUUUUCGAUGCUGUCACAGAUGUGAUCAUAGCUAACAAUUUACGUGGAUGUGGCUUAUACUAGAGUUAUGCCCCUUUGUAGAGGGACUUAAAUUGGGUCGGAAUGGUUGCGUGGAUUUUCAGAUUAUGUGUGCUACUGUGCGUUAUGUCGUGCUGUAUUUCAUUAUUGAGGCGGUUUGCUGUUAUACUAAAAAUCGAAAACUGUGGUAUGUGGAUAAGGCUACAGUUUAAAGAACUCCAUAUAUAUGUCAAUGUAGAUAUAUAUGACAAGGAAACAGUGAUUAUGAUGUUAGCAGACAGCUGCUUUCAACAUGGAUCAAGAAAGCUGGACAAAAGCGCUAGUUUCAACUAAUUUUCAUAGGAGAUUUUUAAAUGACUCUCUUGACAUUGCCUUGUGGAAAUUUGAUGUAGCGAUCCACAUUUGUGUAAGGGAUUUUACGUAAAGUCCUGUUGUAUUGGAUUUAUUCAAUGGAUCCAUUCUGUAUUUUUUAUAUUUGAUGGUGUCAAAUCCAGCUUUUGUGACCAACUAUCUUUUUGUGAUGUUUGACCAAGUUGCAGUUACUUCCCUUUGACAAACCCUUGUCAUUGGCGUUGUACUGCUACGUUAUUAUAAUGAUUAUAACUUAUAAUGGUUGGUUUUAAACAUGAAGUAACAGGAUUUCCUUCGUAUGUGCCGCAAAUUGUUGUCUAUUUAUUUAUCGUUAUUAUUAUAAUAUGGUGUGCUAUUCAUUUUGAGCACCACCUGUAUAUGACAUCAAAAUGUGCUGAAUGUGAAUUGAUGAGUCUGUCGUGUAGUAAAAGGUUUUAAUGUCUUUGUAUUUUUCUAUUAUUUUGAUCGGUAUCAACUGAAUGAGUGAAGAGCUUUGGCGGAAUUUCUUAAGUUACUGUGCAAAUAUUUGAAAUGAAAUUUGAACUUGUAUACAUUAUAAGUUCUAUUAAAAAAACAUUUUCAUUAUAUUGAAUAUCUGGAACACUUCUUUCAAUAAUCUUUGUCGUUUUUAUGAUCUGAGGAUUUUGUUUAUGUUUAGAAAGGACAUUUGUAGUUUCGCAUGAGCAUUCUAAUCAUUCAGAUAGACUUGAGCGGUUAAAACACGCAGACAAAAACACACGCCCUUGACCUAUUUCAAACAGACUGAAUUUGAAGAAUAAAUCAAUAAAUUUAUAUUUAACACAUCGUAGUAAUGGUGAAUACCUCAAUCGAUUUGGUCUAAUAUGUUUUAUAUAAAUUGUAUAGGUUAUAAGUCCUUCCAUACCUUGAUUGAAUAGUGUGUUGUUUUUAAAUCUGCAUUCUCACAGAUAUACAGUUUUUACAACUUUUUUUAUUUUUUGUCUUGGAAAGCGCAAAUUUUUACGUAAAUAACUGCAAACCAAUUAUAAAAGAUUGCUGACAAAAGAUCAGAUCGCAGAUUUUUAUAUUUCCGUUCGAAAAUUAAUGUUUCAUGGCUUAAAGCGUUACUAACGGUUUAAGAAAAAUGCAUAAAACAUCAGUUUUGAACUUAAUUAUAAAAAUCUGCGAUCUUUUUUUGUAAGCAGUCUUAUAUAACUGGUUUCCAUGGAUGCUUGCAAAAAUUGCUUGUUUCAGGACAAGAAAUAAAAAGUUGUCAAAACGUCCAAUAUGGGAGAGUGUAGCUUUAACCAUCAGAAAUAAACAUGUUACGUCUCUUUUAUUAACAAAUCUGUCUUGGGUGUUAGAAUAUCAUGCAAGCAUUCCAUAUCAAUAUUUCAUAUUCUAUUACUGUUAUAAGUGUAGUUUUUGUGUAUAAUUUGCCAGAGAGAAAGGUUUAUCGUACACUAGUGUUCAUGUAUAGAAGGAGUGAAAGAUUACUAGAAUAUAUUUGUGUGACGGAAAUUGUCCGUUAGCACAUGUCAAUCAAAUAUACAAUUUAUUUUCAUUUUUUGUUUUUGUUUUAAUUAUUAUUCAUGCAAAUACAUAGUCGACAUCAUUGCUUAUAGCAUACCAAAAUCUUAGUGUAAGGUUUAUACUCGGUCAAAAAAUAUAAUGGUAAAUUAUAGAUCUUUCGUUGUUUAUCUUCAUUUUAAUGUCAAAGUUUUUCAUAACAUUUGGAAUUGGAAUAAGACGAAUAAUUUUCUUGUGUAAGGUACUAGUAUAUUGAAUUAAUUUUUACUUUUGCUUAAUUUGUUAUCUUUCAUGUUUUUUUUCAUAUAUCUUUCCUUUUAUAGCAAGUCUUUAAAAGACGUUCACGCAUAUAUUUUUUGUCUUGUUUUAACAUUAUUGAUUAAAUUCCCUUAUUUUAAAAUUUAAGGUCUUCGAUGUACAAAAAAGUGAGUUUUGGAUUUCUGAUGACCCCAUAUAAUUUUGGUAUCAUUUCAAAGAGUUUGACUUGAAAAGAAAGAAUAUGUAAACACUAUACCGAAAAAUAACCUACAAACACACAUCUUUGGGAUUGAAAUAUUGCAAAAUGGACCAUUCCACAUCCGAUUUAAGUUAAAAUAAAGAACCAAAAUAUAAACUUCCAUAACUUUAUCUGUAGUUUCGCUAAUGUACGUUUGAUAUUAGUAACCAGCAUGCACUACCCUUGCAAAUGACGUCAACAUUAUAUUAGGUCACCAGACAUCGAAAUACAACAUAAGCGCCGAUAAGACGUAUCUGACAUGACACUAUCUUUUACUAUAAGUGUAUCAGACGAAGCGUAUCUGACAUGGAGCUAUUUUUAACUUCAGUAUGGUAUCAGCCGUAACGCAUCUGACAUUGAACUUUUUUACCUUAAGUGUGGUAUGAGACACAACGUAUCUGACAUGACACUAUCUUUUACUAAAAGUGUAUCAGACGAAGCGUAUCUGACAUGGAACUAUCAUUAACUUCAGAAUGGUAUCAGACGUAGCGUAUCUGACAAGAAACUAUGUUUACCUUAUUCAUUUUAGACGUAAAGUAUCUGACAAGGAACUGUAUUUACCUUAAUCAUAUAAGACAUUACGUAUCUGACAUUGAAACAUCUUUCCAUUAAACACGAGAUCCAUUCCAUUUAAUAUAUCCGAAGUAGCGUAUCUGACAUCAGACGUAACGUAUCUUACAGGGAAAUAUCCUAACCUGGUUUCAGACGAUAACAUUACUUAAGCUUAAAUGUACAUCCGAUAUGUUAAGACAUUUAAGAUUUAGGUUUGCAAAACCACUUUUCAUUUGUAACAAACGUUUGUAAUAGAAGAAAUCAACACUUUUAUGACUAAAUAUAAUUACAAAUUGUGUUUACACGUCUAUUUAAGGCUUUACUUCUGCUCAAAGUGGCAACGUGCAAUGUUUAUUUUUAAAUCACAUUAUUUAUAUAAUACAUAGUUAUGUUUGUUUUCCUCUAUUUAUGAUUUUAUAACGUUAGUUCGGCAUGUUUAAAGUAACAGUAUAUUAUUAUUUCAUGUUAAAGUAACAAUGUUUAUAAACCAAUUAAUGUCAAUGUUAUUCAUAGUGUGCUUAUACGAUUUAUUAAGAUCACUGACUUUUUAAAAUGACACAUUUCGUCACUGUGAAGGUAUUUUAAAUCUAAAAAAGCGCUUUCAGAAUUCAGCGGCUAAUUUGUUGUGAUGGUAUUUUUUUAUGGGAUUAUGGCCAGUGUUAAUAAAGUUGGACGCAACUGCCGUUUGAAAAAUAGACUGUUUGUUGAAUUCUACUUCAGAGCAGCCCUAGUUUGCUUUGCUGAUUUUGCGUUUAUUACAAGCGGUCUCUUUUCAAACUCUUAAUAGUGUCGUGGAACUGUCAUCCUAUAUCUAACUUAAUGUAUCUUAUAUCGAUCUAUCUUUACCGAAAGAAUGAUGUCAGACGUAACGUAUCUGACAAUGAACUAUCUUUGACUUUAGUGUGGUACUUAGGCCUAACGAAUCUUGUCCAGCAGAUCUGAUAUAUUUUAGUUUAAAUGCAUUUAUAAAUUCGUCCCAGUAACUUCAAGAAAAAAAUAACAACAAUAAUGUGUCUAUGUUUCCGCUUUGCUAGAAAGUAAUCAAGUAGGGAAUACAAAGAACAUUGCAUGUAACAUUUGAUGUUUUGAUUUAUAUUAUCAUUGACAUGUUGUAUAUUUAUACAGACUUACGUGAAAACUUGCUUUUUAUGCUAGCACUUUUAUAAGUGUCAUUCUUGGAAGUCGUUCACGAGUGUCACACUACAUGAUGUAGAUGCUACUAGAUGUCUUUAGUGACGAUAUUUGACCGUGUGUUCGUUAUAUAAUUUUUCGCUACAUUAUGUCAUAAAUGGCGCUUGGGCUCUUGGCAACAGUUUGUAAAAUGCUUUUAUGUUAAUGUUUCAAACGUGAAUAUUUAGGUGUAACUAUUAUAUUGAGUAAUUUAUCUUAUGAAGUAACAUUUGUAUAUUCCACCACUGUCUGUCCAUUCUGAUUAUGACGUCAUCGCAAAUGACGUUUUCUAUUGAUUGCUGUAGCAAUGACCUAUUUUUGCUGCAUGGCGUUGCUACAGCAAUUAACAACACAUAAACCAGCUGAUACAGUGUAUGUUUAUAUGAAACAAAUUAUGUCUGUGAAUGUAAUUGUCUAUCUAUCUCUAACAUUAACUUGAAAUAAAAACUUAGCAUUUUAA
Molecule: messenger RNA, 6061 nt
Organism: Mya arenaria
Lineage: Eukaryota; Metazoa; Mollusca; Bivalvia; Myida; Myidae
Product: guanine nucleotide-binding protein G(o) subunit alpha
Exons: 8
Coding region: 525-1589 (354 amino acids)
Biological process (GO): adenylate cyclase-modulating G protein-coupled receptor signaling pathway
Cellular component (GO): heterotrimeric G-protein complex
Molecular function (GO): GTPase activity; GTP binding; G protein-coupled receptor binding
Source: RefSeq, a predicted model, not a curated record